Molecule: messenger RNA, 2574 nt
Organism: Lecanosticta acicola
Lineage: Eukaryota; Fungi; Ascomycota; Dothideomycetes; Mycosphaerellales; Mycosphaerellaceae
Source: the annotation of a GenBank genome assembly
AUGUCAUCAUCAUCGAAUCCGGGCGACACCCUAGGCGCUAGAUUCAACUAUGGGCUCGUGGCCGCUUCGUAUCUGGCCAGUCUCUGCGGGUGCCAGCUCACGGUGGAGAUCUUACACCGACGAUCAACAGCGCUCGGGAGCUGGAGAAGCUGGUAAGUUGUCAGUCUUCGCUUUUUUCGAAAGCCCUGCGCUUACACUUCGGACAGGAUGGAGACGAUAUCGUGCGCGGUCUCCAUGGGACUUGUCGGAGUUUGGUGCAUGCACUUCAUCGGCAAUCGUGCCAUUGUUGUGGGCGGAGGCGAGCCAAGAGUCCAACUUGUUUACGAGUCCGGAUUCACCGUCUUAUCACUUAUCUUGCCUGUUCUUGGCUUGACUGCAGCUUUUUCGGCAGCAGAAUAUCAGUUUAACAGGAAGUGGGUUCACUGGACAGCACUGAUGUGCACCGGAGUUUUUGCCGGGCUUUCAGUCGUGGGUAUGCAUUAUGUGGCCAACCUUGGGGUCAAACACCACGCACUACAUUACAACACGAGAUACCUGGUUGCGUCUUUCGUCAUUUCCGUGGGAGAUUGUCUGGCCGUCCUGAUAUUGUUCUACACUCUGCGAGAGAAAUGGAUCAGUGCGUGGUGGAAACGCGUCGGAUGCGCCAUGGCUCUUGCAGUCGGGGUCUCAGCGAUGCACUUUACAGCAGCCACCGAUUGCGAAUACAUGCUUAAGUCCUAUUCCAGCCCGGGAGAACUUAGGUCCAGAGACAUUCAAGUCGCCAUCGCUGGCUCACUGUGUGGCGCUUGUGCACUACUGGUCACAACCGCGCUCAUGAUCGCGCGAUCGCGCGAUGCCUUAGUCAAAACAAGAUCGCAGAAAGUCAUGCUUGCAUGCGCAAUAUUCGACCCUUCUGGACGCAUACUGGUCACUACAGACGGCAUUCUACCAGCUCGUGAGAUUACAGACAAGUACAAUCACCGUACUUUCGACGACGAGUUCGACACCGCGCAUCCGGUCUUCCAGUGGAUCUAUCGUGUAACGCAUCAUUGGGCCAGCGUAGGAGCGCUCAUCCCCAAGAUGAAGAGUCAUCUCCACGCUCAUCGGGAAGAUCUAGACAGCGGAACAAGACCUAAUAGCUCUGCAUCCAGCGCUAUUUUUGAUGCCGAGACGUACAAUAACUUUGCACUCGUCUUCCAAGAACGCUUCUGCACCGCGGCAGCUUCGAUGGCUUCCUCGAUGAACAUGCCCAUUGAAAGGUUGGGUGUGCUUUAUGACCGAGUCAUCGACACCGGCACGCUCAAUAGGCAAGAUCCGUGCUGCAGGCGACGUUGGCGAAGGGCGAAAGAGCCCACGCCGGCUGAGGUCGAAGCUGCUUUACGGCACCAUCUGUUUGGCAAGGGUCAGCUCAUGUUCAUCACUCGACAAGCAUCUGAAGAAGACUGCACGCAGCUCCUGAACGCGGGAUACAAGUUCGCCAGCGUCCAGCACGUGGGCCGCACGAUUGCAAAUGCCAUGCAGAUCACAUUGUCGGUGCUAGAAGGGCACAUAUCCAGCCUGAAGCGGUACAACGAGAGCUUGGUCACUACGGAAAAGCCAGGCACAUGGCUUAGCUUCUUUGCGAUGGUGCCGAAACCUCAUCACAAAGGUUUUGACGUUGUUGUCAAGAAAGAGCAGCAGGAUCAGCUACCAGACGUGCAAUUGCUACAAACCCGACCCGAAGCAUGGCAAAUCUGCAUUUUUGAGCGUUUGAACGAUAAACAAAUCCCAGAGAUCCUUGACAAGCUCGACGAUAGAACUGGACAACUCACAGAGGGCUACAUGCUGCAUGAGCUGCAGUUCAUGACCGUACUUCGACAAGCAAUUCUGACUUUGAUCCAGCCAUUUCCGCAAGAAUGGGUUCGAGAGGCGAAGUUCUGGUCGAGGCAGUUGAUUGCUCACUUUUCUCGACCUCUUGAGGAUCGUUCUGAUGUUACGACGAUAUACUCCUUCACGGUCAUCGGAGACAUGCACGCAUCUAUCGACGGAUCGCCUUCGCUUACCCGUAUUCCAAGGUCAUUCUUCGAUGCUAGACAUCGAUGUUAUGCUGGAUCGCCUGACCAUGCCGUGCUGACGAGAGACAUCCAUCAAGCCUUUGCUCCGAUCUUUGUAAGACGACAGGCUCGACGAACCCACCGGAUGGCAAAGCUCUCGGUUGCGAUGGGUCACACGCCCCUGAAGCGCGUUAGACAGUCGCACUCCAGAGGCAGUGGCAAGCUGAGCUCCAGUGCCAGUAGUGUCGUCCCUGUAGAGUACCAGCUGGACGAUGCAUCAUCGAUGCACGAGCUUGUCGAUAAGCCAUACUACUCCUCGACGCCUUCUCGUAGCAGCGACCAGCCUUCUCCGCGUGGCAGCCGAUGGGGAGGCAUCCUCGUCAAUAGAGAGACGACGAUGAAGGCCGAUAUUACCAACGACCCAUCUGCCAACAAUAUGGAUCUAGUCAUGCCCUUUGGCAACAUGGUGGCCGUGGGAACCCUGAAGCCGGAUGUGACUUUUGUUGAUGAAUUGGUGACAGUCACAAAGCAGAGGUUCCUUCCCGCUUCCAAUACCAUAUGA